AUUUAGGUGCUUGAUGAACAACCAUGGAUGCUCAUCAAAUUGUAUAUAUAGGCCCUGAAACUGGCACGAUGGAUUCAAUUCAAAAUCGUUUCUUAUUGAGAGUUACUAGAUUAUUUUACAACAUUUCAUCGUCAAAGUUAGGCAAAUGCAUUUUUAUAUUUUUACAUCGAAGGAAAACGCUUAUCAUCCGAAUAGAAUUAUUUCAUUUAGCAACAGUUUGUGAGAAAUAUUUGCUGCUAAAACAACAAGUCUUCAACGAAUUGAAUGAAGAUGGCAUCUACACAACAACACAACUGUUAUGUCGUGUUUGCGAUCACGAUUAUCAUGGCCUCAGGUUUAAACGGAGGAGCAGCAAUGAUGCACCAGUGCGGUGAGGAACAAUACGAUCCACGAACAGCAAUAUGCUGCGGUGGGCAAGUCGAGCGGCCACAGUCAACCUCCUCUUCAAUCCGAGCGUGUUGCGGAGGAACAGAGACUGGAACGUUUUACUUCAUUGGGCAACAGGUUUGCUGUGGCGGCAGACUCAAAGAUGUUACAGCAGAUCUUAAGUGUUGCAAUGAUCAUCACUUCUAUAACGAAAGCACCCAUACUUGCUGUGGAGCUGAAAUUAUCGCCAAAUCCGAAGGAAAAGUGUGUUGUCCUGGACCCAACAACAGAUGGCAAGGAUUCUUAGGGGACAGGGAAGGAAACCCGGAGUGUUGUGGAACCAGCGGUCCGUACUGGCCAGAGACACAGCUCUGCUGUCAGGCCGGAGCUUCUGCAAUCAGAGAGCGACUGGGUGGGGAGAACGACGAGUGCUGCGGUCUGAACAGAAUGGAUGCUUCGACUCACAUGUGCUGUGGGAGGGAGCAAAGACCGAGGGAGCCAUUUAUGGAGUGUUGUGGCCGUGAUACAUACAACGUGACAACGGAAAUUUGCUGUGGAGGUGUAAUAGUCCCAAGAGGUCCAAAUGGUGGAUACGAGUGUUGUGGUCGUCGUCUCUCGUACAAUCCACAGAAUGAAGUCUGCUGUUUCGGUCGAGUUCAUCCAAUCGGCAAUGGGAAAUGCUGCACUGGAGCAAGACAGUCCGUGAACCCCUAUCAGCCAGGCGAGCAGUCUUGUUGUAACUCUCGGAUCAGUUCUCUCCCCGAGAUUCCUGGCAUCAAGGAGUGUUGUAAUGAUGAAGCCUACCUCACAUCAUCUAAAAUGUGCUGUAAUGGAAACCUUUAUGACAGAGAAGAAAACAUGGAAUGCUGUGCAAGUGAUACCUUUAACACAAACACCCAUCUUUGCUGCAAUGGAAGCAUUCUCCCCAAGCUGUUCUCCAACGACCAGUGCUGCGGAUCCCAGAGGUUCGAUCCCACUUUCCAAUCGUGCUGCCUGAACCAAGUCAAAACGGGAGUUGGGAAAUGCUGUCGAUUGAGCUUGGAGGAGGCCCAGGUAUACGAUGAUCAGACUCAAACCUGCUGCGGGAGCAUGGAUUGGAACACUAAUGAUUAUUCCGGAAAUAUUUACGAUGUGCCUCCAUCACCCGCUUCGUGCUGUGGAGCUCACCUCCUUGCAGUCAAUCAGCUCUGUGACAACAAUAAGCCAAUUGAAAAAGAUGAUUCUACUCACAAUGAAAUCUGUUGGUACUACAAUAACGAUAUUCUAACAAAGGUGACAUUCAACAAAGAACAGAAGUACUGUGACAUCCGUAAUGGUUUGACUGCUAUUCCUCCUGGUCACAAGCUCUGUGGUAGCGGUACUUACAAUCCUGAGACACAUCUGUGUUGCGAUGACCAUGUUCAUUCCAUCGACCCUCGUGCCAAUGCCCGCACAGAUUGCUGUGGUUUCUACGCCUAUGACAAGACCUGGCAAUCCUGUCUCCUUGGAAAGGUCUUCGAUGGGAUUCCUCAAGAAUAUGCAGGAUAUUGCCGCGAUAAGGUAUUUGACAACCGAACCGACAAGUGCGACGUCAAUUUUGAGAUCCGUCCUAUAAGCGAGGUGAUGUUGUAUCCGGAGAGGUGCGGCACCGAACCUUAUGAUCCUGCAGAUAAGGAAUGCUGUAAUGGGGUGCUGAUAGCGUCCGGCUUCACCUGCUGUGAUGGCCUACGAGCUUGGGAGACCCCAGGGACAUUGCUAGGUGAAGGCCAAUGCUGCUCCAACCCACGGGAUGGCUCCUCUAAAGGCUACAACUCUCAAACGCAUAUCUGCUGCCUGGGAGAGGUUUACGACAGCAGAGAAAGAGAUAUCGAAUGCUGUGGCUCAAAUGCCUAUGAACCUUCAGACUCUAGUUCUAUGUGCUGCGGACAGCGCAUCCAUGACGUCACCGAUGGAAAGACGGAAUGCACGGGGACCACGCCGCACCGGGCUGACCAGGUUGUCUGCGAUGGGGUCGUUCAUCAAGCCGCCUCCAACAAAGUCUGUUGCGGAAAGAGCCUGAUAGACCCAGAGAACCAUGUAUGCUGCAGUGAUUAUCCAUACACGAAAGAAAGUCAAAACACCCAAUGCUGUGGCCAGGUAUCUUACGAUUCAUCAACCCAAACAUGCUGCGAGUCUUCCGUCCACCAACGUCGAUCAUCAGAUCACGAAUGCUGUGGCCAUCUCUAUUACAACACACAGGAACAGGAAUGCUAUCAGACGGGGGGACAUUCUUACGUUUUCAGCACUGACGCACUGGAGGAUGAAGCCAUGCUGUGCCUGACAGGAAGUUACGACUCCACUCGGCAUACGUGUUGUGGGGGCAUCCUCCACAAGCACAUCGUCAACGGCGAGUGCUGCGGGCACCGUGUUGUGCGCAACCCCGAUGAAGAGCUGUGCUGCGGCGGGAAGUUGAAACGCAAGGAACGCGGAUACACGGAUUGCUGCGGAGGGAAUCUCUAUAACCCCAAGGUGAACCAGUGCUGCGGAGGGAAGAUCCUAUCGCGUUACUCUAACUUCCGUCAAUGCUGCAAUGAUCGCAUCAUUCGUUCGGUCGAAGAGUGCGUAAAUAACUAGUCAUUGUUGGCAAACGCAAGUUACACUGAAAUAUUCUUACUGAGAAAAUCAGUUCUGAGUAACUUAAGUGAAUGUACAUGAUCUGAUAUUUAUUUGCGAAAUCGAUAGUUGUGAUACUCUUCACCUAUUCAUCAUGCUUUUAUUCAGUAAACUGUUGUUUCAGAUUGAAUCUUCAUUCAUGACCCUGCUGCCUUGUUAUUUAAAAUUUCACGGCAUUUAUGACAAGCCAUCAGUAUUUAAAAAAUUGUUUCAUAUAAGAAAUAUGGUUAUUCAAGGGAAAAAAAUCCCAGCACCUUGAUAUUUUUGUAAUUAAUAUGCUAUUUAUUCAUGGCCUUGAUGAAGAAAGCAAGACUUGAUUUCAUUUUGUAUACUUGUAUUUCAUAUUUGCCUGUAGGCAAUUGCUUACAGUAUAUACAUUAUGUCUGGCCCCUUAUAUGUGGUAUCAUUCUGAAAUGAUUUGUCUCUCUUUCUACUAUUUAAUGUUGUCAUGCUCUCUGAUUUGAUUAUUGUUGCUUGAGCAUUUAAUGACAUAUAGAGUAAGAAUGAUAAGAAUAGUGGCAUACUUACCCAGGGUAGCCACUUCAGUUCCGAAAACUGUUCUCCCAGCGGGCCCUGCUAUUAUUACCCCGGCUUUAGCACG
Lytechinus variegatus (green sea urchin) is the source of this 3598-nucleotide messenger RNA. RefSeq lists its product as uncharacterized. Bases 265 to 2958 code for a protein of 897 amino acids. The transcript is spliced from 12 exons. The record is from RefSeq and is a predicted model, not a curated record. Lineage: Eukaryota; Metazoa; Echinodermata; Echinoidea; Temnopleuroida; Toxopneustidae.